GCAGUCACAGGGGUAGAGAAUGAUUUGACGUUUCGCGUGCGGCCGCCGACGAUGUUGUCAAACGGCAAAAAGUGACUGUCAUUCUCGCGCAUCACUCCGGUUUUUUGUUGAAGCAGAAAUUGCAAGCAGUAAACGACUAACCUCGUUGGAAUUAUUGUAAUCCGUUUAGCACCGUAGGAACCAUGUCCAUUCUAGCGUACAACGGCGGCUGUGUGGUGGCGAUGAAGGGCAAAAAUUGUGUUGCCAUUGCGACGGAUCAUCGCUUCGGUGUCCAGGCCCAGACGAUUGCGACCGACUUCGAGAAGGUCUUUGAAAUCAAUCCACACAUGUACCUCGGUCUGGUGGGUCUGCAGACGGACAUCCUGACGGUGCACCAGCGACUACUGUUCCGCAAAAAUCUGUACGAAGUCCGAGAGAACCGGGAGAUGACCCCCGAGCGCUUCGCCGCUAUGCUGUCCAACUUCCUGUACGAGAAGCGCUUCGGACCGUACUUCAUCGAGCCGGUCAUUGCCGGAUUGAAUCCAAAAACGUUCGAACCAUUCAUCUGCAACAUGGACCUGAUCGGAUGCCCCAAUAUGCCGAACGAUUUCGUGGUGGCCGGAACUUGCGCCGAGCAGCUGUACGGUAUGUGCGAAACCCUGUGGAAGCCGGAUCUGGAACCGGAGGGGCUGUUUGAGGUCAUCUCCCAAGCGUUGGUGAAUGCGUUCGAUCGGGAUGCCAUCUCCGGUUGGGGUGCGACCGUUUACAUCGUCGAGAAGGAGAAACUCACGGUGAAGAAACUGAAGACUAGGAUGGAUUAGGGAGGGAGAGCUAUUUUUCGGGGAAGGUGGACGGAAUUACAAUUGAAUGUAUGUUCUUUUUGUAUCGCAAGCAUUAUUCAAUAAAUUUAUUUCGAAAUU
This is a messenger RNA of Aedes albopictus (Asian tiger mosquito), 899 nucleotides long. Its product is annotated as proteasome subunit beta type-3. The transcript is spliced from 2 exons. The coding region runs from base 183 to 800 and encodes 205 amino acids. The record is from RefSeq and is a predicted model, not a curated record. Gene Ontology annotation, biological process: proteasome-mediated ubiquitin-dependent protein catabolic process. NCBI's taxonomy places the organism in Eukaryota, Metazoa, Arthropoda, Insecta, Diptera, Culicidae. Gene Ontology annotation, cellular component: proteasome core complex; proteasome core complex, beta-subunit complex.